GUGUGUUUCCCCCCCUCUUUCUUCUACUCCCUCUCCCUCUCUGAAUUGUUUUGUCCUCUAAUUUGUCCCUCCCUCUCACUCAGUCUACCUCCAAUAUUGCACUUUGCUCAAUAGAUUUCUGCUUUGUCCAAUUUGCAGUUACUGGAAUGAACCAAAAGCACAACAAAGGCACCAACAACAACUGCAGUAAAAGUCUUCUCUGUGAUCAAAAGGAAAAGCUUAUCCAGGCUAUAAAAAGAAUCAAGCGCGAGGUUGAUGAAUGCAGGGACGCAGAGAGGGUGACAUACAUAGAGGCAUCGGGAGUAGAGAACUGUUUUGAUGUCCUCGAACGAGAAAUCAGAUCCGAGUUUCAGAACCUCCAUCGUUUCCUGGACGAGGAGGAAUGCAUGGAUCUGGAGCGUCUUCAGAGGGAGAGACAGAAACAAGUGAAGCAGCUGAAGGAGAGGGAGAAGAAAAUAGCAGCGCAAGCGAGAGACCUGGAGACAGCGAUCUCUGUGCUCAACAAAAAACUGACCGAGGAGGACCAUCCGAAACUGCUCAAAGAAAUUCAAGAUCUCAUAAAAAGGUCUCAGGUCAGCUUCAUUCCUCCAGCGGAGGUGGACACUGAGGUGCGCUUCGGCCAGUUUGUGGGGCCCAUACAGUACCGGAUAUGGAAGCACAUGAAAAGCUGCCUCUACCCAAAUAUCACAUCAAUGACCUUUGACCCGGACACAGCCCACCCUAAUCUGUCCCUGUCCAAGUCGUGCACCUCAGUGUGGUUUGAGGAGGAUAAAGACACCAAGGAUUGCCAGCCUAACCCACAGCGGUUCCACUAUUACUUCUCUGUGUUCGGCCACCAGAGCUUCACCACGGGACGGCACUACUGGGAGGUGGAGGUGGGACGUAAGACAGCGUGGAGGUUGGGCGUGGCGCGAGCUGACAUCUCUCGAGGGGAGAUGGAUGCUACAGGAACCUCCAGCGGCAUCUGGACCCUGGCCAUGAAGGGCGGAGCUGUCGUCGCCUGCACCGACCCCGAGCCCACCAAGGUCAACGUGUCCCUCCGCCUCGUCCGCAUUGGUUUGUUCUUAGACUGUGAAAAGGAGGAGGUGUCUUUCUAUAACGCUGUUACCAUGGCGCCAAUUUACACCUUCUCCAUGGGGAACGUCGAUGUUGCCCUGUUCCCCUUCUUCAACCCGUGUGACGCAGAUGAGGGGAGGAACCUGGCGGCCAUUAAGAUAUUCAACCCUUCCUUAUGAUCAGAGACACAAAUGGUUUUGGUGUGUCUCACACAUUUUUCAUUUAAUGUUAGUAAAACUAUAUAUCUUUGGAGACAAGAUAACUCAGUGGCAAAUAUUUAUAAAGUAUUAACUAAUGGUUAGUAGGAAUCAUAUUUCAGACCAUAAUGCCAAACAAUUUCAUCUUAUAGGAAAACAUUUUCUUUUUUUUGUGACUUUUUUCAGUAAUUUUAACAACAAACUGAAUAAUUGAUUGAGAAAAAAGAUGAAUUCAACCUUAAUUCUGUCACAUUUUUCACUUAUUUUCUGACAUUUUACUGACAAAAGGAAACACUGAUUGAGAAAAUAACAAUCUAGUAUUUAUCUCUAUGAUAUCUAAUUGUACACUGUGAAAACCACUUACUUAAAAACUGUUCCAAAUAGAAACUGUUUCUUUUACAGUGAAUUUACAGCGAAACAUUGUGCUUCAAAUGAAGGUUGUCAUCUGCUGCUGGCCUUUACCUCCCGGGUCCAUAGCAAGUGUGAACAGCAUUAUGAUGUCACCUCUGGCCUGGUUAUAAAUAUCUCUGUGGUGCCUGCUUAGCUAUGAUGUGUGCUGGCGGGGGUAUUGAAGCUGGUAUAAGUGGCACGUGGGGCCUGAAGGGUGAGAAAGUGGCGCGUGACACUCCGAUGGCUUGACAUUGAGUGAGACGACUCCUUGACAGGGUGAGAGCCGGGAAACAAAGACAAGAGGACAGCGGAGAUGUCAUAAUCGCUUGUUUAUUCUUAGUAUUCCUUUAGACAUGAAAUAAAGAAACAAAAAAUAUUUUCUUUACAAAACAUCUGUGUGUGAAGUGUUGUGCAAAAAGGGAGUACAGAGAGAUGUCACACCACACAUACACACGCACGCACACACACACCAAGGCCAGAACAGCAGAAGUAAACAGAGAAGAUCAGGGCAGAGACGACUCACAUGUGCAAGGAGUGCAGAAGUGGUAGUAAAGCUAGUGGUUUCUUCUAUUAGUGGUGGUGAGUAAAACACCAGGAUCUCUAACCACCCACCAGCCUGAGCCUUCUUUGAUAUGCUGGUUAACUAAAGGCUUGGGCUCUUACAUCCCUAAACCCUCUGACUGGAGUGGCUUGGCAUUACAAUCACUGACAAUAUACUGUACAGUAGCGGUGGUGCACGGAAAUGCUUUUACAUAAGUCUCUCGUCGAAUGCUUACCACAACCAAACCCCAUUGGUCACCCACAAACAGCUUUCUCAUUCCUCUGAUCACUCACAAACUCCUCUCUGAGCCACAGACUUGAAUAAUGAUAUUGAAAACACCACUCACUUACAAAAGGAGCGCGAUCAGCAUUCAAUAUGCUACUUAUGCUAACCUGGAAAACCAUAGCCACUUUCAUUUAUGCAUUAUACCUCCAAAUCAUAUCACAGGCCGGUAACUUUGUUCAGUCGGGUGUGCAAACCUACGUCUCAAGAGAAAGGUGCCAUUAGGAGUGUCGGCAAAUGACAAGAGGCACUAAACAAAGACAAGAGUCACUCAAACAUCUCAAAGUUACAAUAUCUUUUACAAUAUUCUGUGGCUUUACACACAUUCACACUGAAACACAGCACUGGUUUUCUUCACGUUGCGGGACGACUUAAGCAGGCACAUGAAUACCUCACUCGACGACACACGGAGAAGCUCAAAUAAAGUACAGUCGGGUCAUUCUGUACACACUGGCUAUGCAUAGAUCCAAAAAUCACUCAUUCACACAUGUGCAUACGUAAACACACCGAAAUCCCAAACACACGAUGAUGGCAACAUUGAAACGUCACUCCUGUGGAGACACACACACACAAUUUAGGACGAUAAAAGCCUGUUUUUCAUGUCGUGGGCAUGCUGCAGCUGUAAGUGACGUAGGUUAAACAUUUUAAUACAACAUGUAAAUACUGUGAAGGAUGCUGCGAGUAUUGUCAGGUUGGCAAUAACAGCAGAUCUAAAAAGAUCGAAUAUACUCUCGAUGGAUUUUUACAAUAUUUGGUUCUUAAAUUAGUUCAAGAUGUUAGUGAAUAUUAGUGUGUAUAGCAUAUAGUUCUGUGAGCGUAUAUAUUUUAUAUUCUGGAUUUAAGUUGAGUGAGAAAUGUUAAAUUCUUCUUUAUUAUUCAGUAUAAUACAACAACCAUUUUAUACACUAGAGACAUUCAGCCUGUAGGGGGUUAAACCGGCAUACACAUGCAAUAUUUACAAGGCUGGAAUGUGUGUGUGUGUGUGUGUGUGUGUGUGUGUGUGUGUGUGUGUUUGUAUGUGUGUGUGUGUGUGUGUGUAAAGACAAUUGAUAGUAUUGCCAGUAUAGGUGUGUGUGUUUCUUUUACAGAUCCAGGCUAGAACUGAGGCAUAUCCAGCGUUUGUGUAAAACUUAUUUUAGUAAAUUGAACAUCGAGGCCUCUUGAUUUUGAUCAUAUUUGUUGAUCUUAGUAUCAAAUCUGACAUCUAACCCUACCUCUUCAAAAGGUUCUUUAAAAUGCUGACGUUACGCCUGAUAUUAAUUGAACUGUAAGAAAAAACUGUAAUCCAGGAGAGCUACCAAGAAAUGUUCCCAAAUUUCACUAAUUGAUUUUCAUGGCUGUCAUUUUGUGCUUAAUUAAAAAACUUUUUGUCCUGGAAAAA
Molecule: messenger RNA, 3847 nt
Organism: Eleginops maclovinus (Patagonian blennie)
Lineage: Eukaryota; Metazoa; Chordata; Actinopteri; Perciformes; Eleginopidae
Product: zinc-binding protein A33
Exons: 6
Coding region: 147-1235 (362 amino acids)
Biological process (GO): protein ubiquitination
Cellular component (GO): cytoplasm
Molecular function (GO): ubiquitin protein ligase activity; protein binding
Source: RefSeq, a predicted model, not a curated record